AUGUCUACAGAAGCAACUACUACAGAAACAACUCCCUCUCAUUUCUUAGGUAAUUAUUUGAUUAAGCUUUGUGUUAUUUUUGUAUCAAUUAAUAGUAAUACGUACAUCAUUUAAAGAUAAAUUAAUUGUGGUAAUGACAUAAUGAAGGACAUAGUACUAUGGAGGAAGAAGAAACUAAGUACAAUGAUUAUAGUUACGGCAACAGUAACAUGGGUGUUGAUGGAAGUUUAUCAAUUUAACUUCCUAACUCUCAUGUCAUGGCUCACCAUAUCUGUUGUUGCUUCAAUAUUCAUCUAUUCCAAUAUGCUUACACUUUUGGGCAAGGAACCACAAAACUUGGUGAGGUUGGAAUUGGAGGAAGAAACAGCUGUGAGAAUGGCAAAGACGGUUCGAGCAUGGAUUGAAAAAUCAAUAAAGUGGUUUUUCAUUGUGAGCACAAAGGAAGAUUGGCCUGUGUUUGUGGGAGUUAUGGCUAGGUUGUUGGCAAUCUCUUAUGUAGGAAAUUGCAUGGACUUCCUAACAUUCAUUUAUAUAGGCAUAUUGGCUGGUAUGACACUUCCUUUAACUUAUAAUAAAAACGAAGACAAGAUCAAGAGAUGCAUGGAACGGUUGAGGGAGAAAUACAAGAGAUUUUAUGAGAUUAUAGAUGAGAAAGCAAUUAAGAAGAUCAAAAGCAGAAUACUAAAUGAGAAUGAAAAGGAGAAGAAAAUAGAGUGA
Trifolium pratense (red clover) is the source of this 717-nucleotide messenger RNA. RefSeq names its product reticulon-like protein B13. Lineage: Eukaryota; Viridiplantae; Streptophyta; Magnoliopsida; Fabales; Fabaceae. The record is from RefSeq and is a predicted model, not a curated record. The transcript has 4 exons.